Callithrix jacchus (white-tufted-ear marmoset) is the source of this 553-nucleotide messenger RNA. The record is from RefSeq and is a predicted model, not a curated record. Lineage: Eukaryota; Metazoa; Chordata; Mammalia; Primates; Cebidae.
GAGCAGGCCAGGCAGGAGGAGCAGGCCGAGGAGCAGGCCAGGCAGGAGGAGCAGGCCGAGGAGCAGGCCAGGCAGGAGGAGCAGGCAGUCAGCCAACAAGAGCUGGACAACCUGCUGCAUGAGAAGCGGUACCUGCGGGCGCUGGGCCUGGCCAUCUCCCCGGAUCAGCCCCACACUGUGCUGACCGUCAUCCAGGCCAUUCGGAGGGACCCUGAGGCCUGUGAGAAGCUGGAAGCCACCGUGCUCCGACCGAGGCGAGACCAGAAAGAGGCCCUGCUGUGCUUCUGCGUCACGUGGAACACCAACUCGCGCAACUGCCACGAGGCCCAGGCCAUGCUGGGUGUGCUCCUGCGGCACGAGGCCCCCGAGGAGCUGCUGGCCUAUGAAGGCGUGUGUGCAGCACUUGAGGCCCUGCUGCCCUACACUGAGCGGCACUUUCAGCGGCUCAGCCGGACACUCCAGGCCGCCACCUUGUUGGACUCCUAGCCAGCUGCUUCUCUCUCCAGUCCAUCGGAACCCCCUGGGGAACCCAUAAAGGCGCACUCACCUAAAA